Neoarius graeffei (lesser salmon catfish) is the source of this 3369-nucleotide messenger RNA. It is a transcript of the gene gsdmeb, whose product is annotated as gasdermin Eb. Gene Ontology annotation, cellular component: cytoplasm. The coding region runs from base 64 to 1521 and encodes 485 amino acids. Gene Ontology annotation, biological process: programmed cell death. Lineage: Eukaryota; Metazoa; Chordata; Actinopteri; Siluriformes; Ariidae. The record is from RefSeq and is a predicted model, not a curated record. The transcript is spliced from 10 exons.
GAUACUGCACAUGAUCGUUUUCACUGCUGCUUACAACAUCUCCGGGCAAAGACGUGGUCAAAGAUGUUUGCUAAAGCGACCAGGAAACUUGUGGAUGAGAUCGAUCCCAACGGCAGUUUAAUCCCUGUCUCCCGGCUGAAUGAAUCUGAUAAUUUGACUGUCUUCUCGCUCGUCAUCAAGCGGAAACCCUGUUGGUUCUGGCAGCAACCUAAAUACAUUCCUACAGACUUUACCCUGAAUGAUUUGCUGAUUGGAGAAAAGAUAAAUCCAGUUCUGACGGAGAAUGACUUUUUAAAGUAUAAUAAUACAGUGAAAAGCGACGCGGCUGGAGGAGUUGAAGCAGGUAUCGGUCCUGGAGGCAUGAAUAUCGAAGGAAAAAGUUUAUUCAAACUGGCAACCUCAUUUGGGUCCCUUAAGAAGCAAGAAGUUGAUGUUCAGUCACUGCUACAUGACUUUAAAGAUAGACAACUGGAUUUUCGGCACUGCCUGUUGAAGCAGAUACUGCAGCGGCGGCGUGAAGUGUUUGCGCUGGUAAAGGAGCGAAUCAUAACCACAGAGAUCUGCGAAGUUGCUGAGGAAGUACAGGGGGGAGGCAGCUGCUCAGCCUUUUUUGGACUCACUGUUCCCAAGACGAUUCAGGUUUCGGUAAAGAACGGCGGCCUGAAUUUAGACCAUAAUGUUUUUCUAGAAAUUCCAGCGAGAACGGUCCUGGCUUACAGUCUAAUGGAGCUCACCGUGAAGAGAAAGGGUCAAUUUGAGCUGUGCCUGUUGCCAGACACCUCCGGAUGCUUUGAGGUGGAUGGCCUGAAAAAAACAGACGCAAACUUGGUCUGCAGUACUCCAUUAGAAUCACCAGUCCAAAAGCUACAGGAAGAGAUGGAUGGCCUGCAGGUUCAUUUCAAGGUGCUUUCAGGACUCCCAGCCAGCACACGCUCAUAUCUCUUCCAGCAAAUCACUUCCCUCCUAAGGGACAAGGCAGCCAUCAGUACCCUGAAUCUUGCAUUGGAGGAUUUGUUCAGUGAUAGGAAGUCUGAUCUCUCCACACUGGACAAAGCGCCUUCUCUGAAUAAAGCAGUACAGACUAUACUGGAGCUGCUCAAGGAGGAAGAAAGUACAGAUCAUGACCCACGGGAAGGAGUUCCCGAUGAAUGGCAGUUGAAGCCCUCUGCCAUCACUGCCACCAGCAUCCUCACAAGUGCCUUAGAGGAGAUGACUGAGCCCGCCUUGAAGACGCUCAAAUCAUGUUGCCAUUGCCCCAUCUUACAGGCAAUGCACCUGCUGGUGGAAAAUGUUAUGGGAAACAAAGAGUGCUCUCUGAAGGAUAGCACACUGGCCACGUUGGCUGACAAGGACACUUACAGCAAAGUACAAGAGCUCUUUGGAAAUUACAGUGUGAUGCUGUCCAAAAAUGAGGACUUGAUCCAGGCGCAGAUCACCAACCAGCAAGAGCACUUUCCUCUAAUCUUGUGCAUUGCCCUCUUUGGUUUGGCCUCUUUAGCAUCCCCAACUUUUUCUUCAUAAAUAUUUUAUACAGAUCAACAAUCAUUUUAUAGUGUAACAAGCAGGACUUGAUGAAUUGAUGGGGAUGGCUACUGCUGCCUACAAGUCUUGUCACACUUCCUGAUGACGAACAAAUCUUGUGCUAAUACUGGAAACACCUGGCUACUAAUCCCACUCUUAAUGAUUGUGGAAGUAGGAAGAGUGGACUUAUUUUUCUCACCUGAUUUCUGAAUGUUGGUUUACUUUUUGGAAGAAGUGACUAUAAACUGAACAUUUGACCUUGGCCCUUUUAGUUCAAUUCCAAAAUCUCAUUUGUUCAUCUACUGGUUACAGCGAUACUUCCAUUUUCCUCUAUUGCACACUGUUGCCCCAGGGUACAAACCCACAUUCAUCACUUUAUAAAGACAUUAUACAUAUGAACUGGCAGUAAAAGGGUUAAUAAUGGAGGGGUGGCUUGGAACCAACCAACAAAAAAACCUUUAUUUGGUCAUAGUACUUUCCGCAGGCCAUUUUAAAGUCUUUUUGCGGCAUGGUGGAUAUCAUGUUGAGGGUGCAUGUUUUUGCUCUGGAGAACUGCCCUCAAUAAAUUUAAAAAAAGCACUUUUUUAUUGAUUUUCUCAUCCAUCAGAAAUAUGAUUCACAUUUGUUAGUGGGUGACCAUUUCUAAACAUUAAAAAUGAAAUUAUUUGUGUUCUCAGGAAUUGCUUAAAUGUUUGUUGCCUAGAGACAACACUGUGUGAGAGUGGAAUGGAUAUAUCUCAUGCAGUCACUCUAGAAUAUUGCUGUUAACGUGUUGCGUUUUUCAUUAUUAGAGUACCUUUUUGUAGUAUUUAUUCAAUAUGGUUGUCAUGUAGCAGUGUACAGUAUAUUACACCGAUAGAUUCCCAACCCUGGUCCUAGAGUAUCCAUACAUGUCAACCUAUACGGAAUGUCCAUAUUUUAUACGGAUUUGAUUCAAUAAACAUAGUAUAUGGGCGUACAAAUAAAGUUAUACGGAUUCUUUAAAAAAACUUCAAUAUUUAUUUAGAGCUAUAAUCAGUUCCCACGAUGAUAAAAGAGUGCAUAACAUUUACAAACGUACUGUACACCACAGACAGCCAGUAAAGAGUCUUAUGAAAUCGCGCGUUAUCUUGUGGUAGCGAGACUUCGUUCCACUUCUGAUCAUGCGCACACCGCAUUGCGAGAAUCUCGCCAACCCGGAAGUAACAUUUUGUUUGAAAUGCGUAUUUCCACUUGAGCGACUUUCACUAGCGACUGAAAAGAUUCUGAAUGGGCACUCCGGCAAGAUCAACACAGACACUUGCUGUGACGUGCAGCCUCGUGAGGUAUUGUUGCAGACUGCUAAAAAAGCUGUCAUGGAGUACAAUUCAGAACAUCAGAGUGACACUUUGUGUUUUUGUCGAACACUGGAGCUUUGUAUUCAUUCUGGAGGUUUAUUGUUAUUAAUAUUGAAUAAAAAGUACCUGGGAUAUAUCAUUAUCAUCAUUCAAAUUUUAGGUAAAUUAUUUUAAUUUGCAUCUUACACGGAUUUUAUAAGGGAAAUACGGAUUUUGGUUAUACAGAUUUGAUUGACCAAAGGUUGACAUGUAUGAGUAUCACCUGUCAUGUCCUGUGUUUUCCCCGCUCCAACAAACCCACUUCCACAGUGAAUUAGCUGAUUAGUUGAACCAGGUGUGUUGGGAGCAUCCACCCAUUAUCUGCAGCUGCUUAUCCUGUCCUACAGGGUCGCAGGCAAGCUGGAGCCUAUCCCAGCUGACUACGGGCGAGAGGCAGGGUACAUCCUGGACAAGUCGCCAGGUCAUCACAGGGCUGACACAUAGACACAGACAACCAUUCACACUCACAUUCACACCUACGGUCAAUUUAGAG